AUUGCAGUUUCAAGUUGCAGCUGACCGUUCGCAAGUACCCUCCCCUCCCAAAUCCCUUAGAGAACCAGAGGAUAGCCCUGUUGUUUUUACUUAUGUCUUCAGCCGCCGCCAUCGCCGCCAUCGUCGGCAUCUUCACCAUCACCGCCAUCGCCGACAUCUCCGCUUCCGCCAUCGCCGCCGCCAUAGCUUACAAAACCACUAUCGCCGCCGCCGCCGCCGCCGCCGCCGCCGCCGCCACGAUCAUCAGAGGAGUGAAUCCUUCCUUCCCUGCUGCGAUCCUGUUAACGGCAACUAACGGAGCGAAUGGUCGUGCAAUUUGGCCGAUCACGACAAAUUUUAAUUGGAAUGACACGUGGCCGGAGGAACGAAGCAGGCAACGAGUUCACUCCUGGUGCUCUCCGUUCGACGUUUCCCGCCAUGCUAAUCAGCCCGAUCAUGCACUUACCCUCUCGAACGAUGGCAGAAUGCCACGUGGCAGUCUGCCGCUCCUCACCCACGGGACAUCACGCAAGCUGUCCUCCAUAGCCGAGCAGCGGAAGCGUCUGCUGUUCUCCCCCCUCCUGCGCGCGGCGGGGGACAACCGUGCCGCGUCGUCUUGUUGGUGGCGAGUCCCGACCAGACUGGUCCGCUGCACCAGGUCUAGUAUCGGGAUGCCGACGAGAGAGGCAGCGGACCGACCCCCCCGGUCGAGGGACGACGGGGGCGCAGGAGGGGAGAGCGACGCCCGUCGGCGCACGCGCGCGCCUCCGCGUUUCACGCGCCCCGGAUCCGCGCAGCGUGACGAGAGUGAUGACACGCGGCGGGGGGAUGAUGACACGCGGCGGGGAGAUGUCGGCGGCGGCCAUGGGUCUUAUGGGAGAGGACGUGGACAGCGCAGAGGCGAUUUCGGAGGAGGGAGCAGAGAUGGCGCGCGCGGGAGAGGUAGGGGGAAUGGAGCGGCGGGAGCGGGGGGGAGAGGGGGAGGCGGAGACGCGCGUCAGCGCACGCGCACGCCUCCACGUGGCACACGCCCCGGACAAAUACAGCGGAACCAAGAGAGUGACGAAAUGGAUGACAGGUGGCGGGGGGAUGACACGUGGGGGGGAGGUGAUAGCGGCGGCUCUGGCGCUUACGGCAGAGGAGAGGGAGAACGGAGGGGGGAGCAGCGCAGAGGUGAUCUAGGAGGAGCGGGCAGAGAUGGCGCGCGCGGGAGAGGUAGUAGGGGGGCCGAAGGCGGAUGGGGAAGGGGAAGGGGAAGGGGAAGGGGAAGAGCAGGAGGAGGACCGCGGGGGAAUUCCCGCCAAAAUCAGCGGCCUGUGCGCAACACCUCCAAAGACACGUCAUCGUACGUUGAUUACAUGAAAUCAUCUAAACGAGCCAAUCCUUUCAACAGGAGGGACGAGUAUUCUAAGGAUAAGAAUAAUAGGGAUGAAGAAAAGGCGGGAACGUGGAGAACGACAAAUGCGCGCGGGAAUGGAAGGACAGGAAUCAGAGGCGGUGGGGGAAAAUGGCGGGAAAAUCGCGAUGAUCUGAAGAGUAACCGUCGUGAUCGGCGAACCAUGGAAAAUGACGAAAACGAGGAACAAGAAGAUGGGGAAAGGUUGGCAUUGGAUAUAGAGGACGGCUAUGGGGAUGAAGAAGAGGAAGGCGGUGGCGGGAAUGGCGCACAGAUCAGGAGUGUGAGGUUCGACAAACGAUCUCCCGCCAAAAUUGAUGAUCGUCAGAGCGCGCCAAACUCGUCGGAAAUCUUGGCCAGAGUGGCAGAUCAAAUGAAAUCCUUUGUCCCGACAUCGCAGCAGCGGUCUUCUUCGUCGUCCACUUCUUUUAGUGAGAGACGUGAGGGUGAGGGUCGGGGUCGGGGUCGGGGUCGGGACGCCUCCUCCUCCUACUCUCCCGUUGGCGGGGCGGAUUUAGGCGAUCGGAGGAAAACGACAAAUGUGGAAGCGCGGGAAGAAAGCCGAGUAGUGGCCUUUCCAUGGGAACAGCAGGAGGAUGAUGUGGAGGACGAUGACGGGAGUCAGGCGGUUCUUGGUGGCGAUGGAGAUGAAGAGGGCAAGAAACCGAGGGAGAGACUGCCAUCGCUGGCGGAGCUAACGCUUGAUCCUCUAGAGCUGCGGCGAUUACGCGCAAUGGGACUGACCUUACCCAGAUCCCGACGGGAAGUACGAAUUGGGGCUGCCGGAAUUAAUGAUGGAGUUGUUUCAGCCAUUCACGAUGCCUGGAUAACGAACCCUUUGGUGAGAGUGAGGGUCAGAGGGCUGAUGCUUGCAAAUAUGCUACGCACGCAUCAAGAACUAGAGAAAGCUACGGGUGGGCUGGUCAUCUGGCGAGCAGGAGGAGCCAUGGUUAUUUAUUGCGGGAAGAAUUACGAGCGGCCUGCCGAUCUUGAGAGGAGGGAUGAGAUCAAUGCGAAAAGUGGGAAUAGUGUGGUCCCUCCCGUGCAAGCUGUAUCGGAGAUUGAAGGAGGUCCGUCGGAUCAAGAUGAGGAACGGACAGCUGGAAGUGCGAGGGGAACUGAAGGUAUCCCGGCAUCCGCUGUGCUCACUUGGGGAGGCAUCGAUGCGGACUUGUUGCCGAACCUGCCACGGGGAUCUGUGGAGCCUCCCUUUCGCAUGCUUCCCUAUGGAGUGCGGGGCGCUCUUUCAGACAGGGAGAUGACCCAGCUUCGGAAGCAGGUGAAGGCCAUGCCCACUCACUUCCUGUUGGGAAAGAAUCGGGACUUAGAAGCUCUCUCGGUUGCGAUUGUGAAGCAUUGGGAUAAUAACGAAAUCGUCAAAAUCAAGCUCAAACGCGGUGUACCCAAUUUGAACAAUGAGAAAAUUGCGGAGACUUUGAAGGAAUUGACAGGUGGAGUGUUGCUCCUCAGGGACAAAUUUUUUGUUAUCCUUUACCGCGGCAAAGAUUUUCUGCCGGCGACUAUUGCGCAUGUUCUUAAGCAGAAACAUCUGCAGAAGUUGGCGAUCACAGACACGAAGGGUGCGCAGGCCAUGCGUGAGAAGGAUGAGAAUGAGGAUGAGGAUUGGGAGAUAGUCGAUGACGAGUUCUUGGAUUUACAGGAAGAGGAGGAAGGACUCGUAUGGAGUGCCAAGAUGGCUGAUGACGAUGAUGAGGAAGAGGACGAAGAGGAGGAAGAAGAUGAAGAUGAAGAAGAAGACGAAGAAGAUGACGAAGAAGAAGAGGAGGAAGACAGAGAGCAGGAGAUGGCGGAUCCUGCUGUUGCAUUGGCGACAGAGAUCGAGGGAGAAGAAGCGGGAGAAGAGGCGGAGGAGGGGCAACAGCUGGUGCGGGAGGGUCUAGCGUCAUCUGCCGUCGUCACUGUUCCUGACGCUGAGGUCAUCGAGACGGAAGAAGAACGCAGCGCGGAAAACACGGAUACUGCGGAGACGGAAAUGGGAGACACUCCCUUGUCAAAGGCAUUAAGGGAAGCUUCAUUGAAAGCAAAGCGCCGGAAAGCUAUGUCCUUGUACGCUGACCCUGGCAUAAGGAAGUGGGUGGAGAGAGAGGAAACACAACUGUUGGAGAAAGGAGGGAAGGUGGCCCUGAGCGAUGCGCUGACGAAGUUGAUGGUCGUUCAGCGGCCUUCAGGACUCGUACGAUGGCAGAAGGCCAUGCAGGCGAUGCAGCCAAAGGCUGUCGAUACCGAGACAGAGAUUCGCCGUGUCGAGCUGAGGCUGGCGAGGGCUAUCGCAAAGAGAAAAAGAGCCGAUCUUGCGAUCAACAAGGUUUCGCGCUUUGAGGAACGACUUGGGUACACGCUGGAUGUUGAGACGAUAACUGAGGAGGAGCGGUUCCGAUUCAUGAAGCUUGGGCUGAAAAUGAAGGCUUAUCUGCAGCUCGGUAGGCGGGGGCUAUUCGAUGGUACGGUGCAAAACAUGCAUCUUCACUGGAAAAGGAGGGAGCUUGUGAAGAUCGUCUUCAAGGAAAGAGAUCCGAGGAGACUUCGCGAGGUCGGAGAGCAGCUGGCCUCGGAGAGUGGUGGUAUCCUCGUGUAUGCCGACAAAAUGACCAUCGUCGUCUACCGGGGAAAGAACUACGAGCGUCCCAAGGAACUCAGGCCAAAACAUCUUCUCACUAAGCGGCAAGCGCUUCAUAAGUCUGUCGAGGAGCAGCGCAAGCAGUCCGUGGAAAUGAAUAUACUGAUGCUAGAGAGAAGAUUGUCUCAAUUGAGAGCAAAAAGAGCAAAGGAGCUUGGAGCCAAGAAAGCAGCCGCGGGCAAAGAAGAGAGAGAGAGAGGUGCUGCCGAUGCUGCUGCAGAUGGGGAUCGAGAUGGGGAGAGUUCUUGGGGUCCAGAGGGAGAAGAAGGCGAGUUGCUGAGACUUGGGGAACGAGCGAUUGACAGUCAAGAUGAAGAUGAUGACGACGAUGAUGAUGAUGACGAGGAUGGAGAACCGGAGAGUCGCCUGAUCUAUCCUCGUAGAAUACUUGCAUCAGAGAAGACCCGUACGCGAGUGCGGCGGAUGUUGAAGACGUCAGAGCCUGAACAACCCGCGGUCUAUCGCGCAAGAGAGCUGACUAAGAAGGAGAAGCUGAUGCUACGCCAAAUUGCACUUCGGCAGAAGAAGCAUUCUUUCCUUGAUGCCACGGGAGCGGUGCUCGUCUGCAGAGAGCCCAACAAAAUCAUAAUGUAUCGUGGGUGGCCGGAAGGGGAGGAGCGUCCGGAAGGUGACGGAGCCUCGCUUGAUUGGUUUGACAGGGAGGUGUUCGGUCGUGGGUGGAACAAGGGUCAGGGGAAGGGGAUAGGUAUGGAUGCUGCUGACGACGUUGGAGAUGUAGACGGUGCAGAUAAUGCCCAAUCUACGUCUGUCGCAAUGUCGACGUCGGGAGGAGAAGGUAGUGGCGUGAUAACGGAGGACGAACAGGCGUGGAACGAUCACUCUGUGACCCUGAAUGCUGGGGAGGGUGAUUGGGAGAAUGGAGGUGGAAAAGCCUUGCAGAAUGGAUUGGUUAAGGCGGAGAAUGGCUAUGGCGAUAUCGAUGAGGAUGAUGAUAUAGAUGAACUCGAAGAUGAUAGUGACGAAGAAUUGGACGAUGAGGACGAGGAUGAGGCGGAGGAGGAGGAAGAUGAAGAUUGGGAGGAUGACGAUGAGGCGGAGGAGGAGGAGGAAGAAGAUUGGGAGGAUGAGGAUGAUGAUGAUGAUGAUGAGGAGGAGGAGCAGGAGGAGGAAGAAGAAGAUUGGGAGGAUGGCAAAGAUGUUAUGGAAGAUGGAGACGAAGACGAUUUGGGAGAGUGGGACGAGGAAUAUGAGCUGGAAGAUGGCGAAGAGGACGUUGAUGUAGGCUGUGGUGACAAAGGAGCCAUUCAGAACAGUGUCGAUGGGGUUGGGAGAGAGAGAGAGGACGUGGAGGGGGGGGAGGAAGAGGAGAAUGAAGGGGGUGAGGUUGGGGAUGAAGUGAAGUUAAAGUAUGUACAGGAGGAGGAUUGGGAAGAAGAGGAGGACAGGAAGGAAGGGGGAGCAGAAGAGGUGGUUUUAGAAUCAACCUUCCCCCAUGCCUAGUUUGUUGGCGGCAUGAAGUUUUGUCGAUGAGGAGGUGAAGCAUUCGAAUAUGAGAAAAUAAACAGGCAGACAAGUG
This is a messenger RNA of Chara braunii, 5550 nucleotides long. The record is from the annotation of a GenBank genome assembly. Lineage: Eukaryota; Viridiplantae; Streptophyta; Charophyceae; Charales; Characeae.